Molecule: messenger RNA, 7078 nt
Organism: Perognathus longimembris pacificus (Pacific pocket mouse)
Lineage: Eukaryota; Metazoa; Chordata; Mammalia; Rodentia; Heteromyidae
Gene: Sh3pxd2a
Product: SH3 and PX domains 2A
Exons: 15
Coding region: 226-3600 (1124 amino acids)
Biological process (GO): superoxide anion generation
Molecular function (GO): protein binding; phosphatidylinositol binding; superoxide-generating NADPH oxidase activator activity
Source: RefSeq, a predicted model, not a curated record
GAAGAGAAGGGGCGCGCGGCAGGCCCGCGGGAGGCUCCCGGGGCGCACGACGCCCGCGUGCCCUCGGGGACAGCCGCCUGCCCCGGAGCCCGACCCGUGUGCACCGGGAACCGGGACUGCGAGCGGCGCGCUGGGCCGGAGUGGCCGCGGGGACCCGGGCAGCCCGAGCCCGGUUGGGAUGAGAAGGUGACGCCGCCGGGAGGCGCCACUCGCUUUGUGGGCAAGAUGCUGGCCUACUGCGUGCAGGAGGCCACCGUGGUGGACGUGGAGAAGCGGAGGAACCCCUCGAAGCACUACGUGUACAUUAUCAACGUGACCUGGUCUGACUCCACCUCCCAGACCAUCUACCGGAGGUACAGCAAGUUCUUUGACCUGCAGAUGCAGCUUCUGGAUAAGUUUCCCAUCGAAGGUGGCCAAAAAGACCCCAAGCAAAGGAUUAUACCCUUCCUCCCAGGCAAGAUCCUCUUCCGGAGAAGCCACAUCCGGGAUGUGGCUGUGAAGAGAUUGAAGCCCAUCGAUGAAUACUGCCGGGCACUUGUCAGGCUACCACCCCACAUUUCCCAAUGUGAUGAAGUCUUUCGGUUCUUUGAAACCCGACCUGAGGAUGUCAACCCCCCAAAAGAGGACUAUGGCAGUUCCAAGAGGAAAUCAGUGUGGCUGUCCAGCUGGGCUGAGUCUCCCAAGAAGGACGUGACAGGUGCCGACAGCAACGCCGAGCCCAUGAUCCUGGAACAGUAUGUGGUGGUGUCCAACUAUAAGAAGCAGGAGAACUCGGAGCUGAGCCUCCAGGCUGGAGAGGUGGUGGAUGUCAUCGAGAAGAACGAAAGUGGCUGGUGGUUCGUGAGCACCUCUGAGGAGCAGGGCUGGGUCCCUGCCACUUACCUGGAGGCCCAGAAUGGCACAAGGGAUGACUCGGACAUCAAUACCUCGAAGACUGGGGAAGUGUCCAAGAGACGCAAGGCCCAUCUGCGGCGCCUGGAUCGCCGGUGGACCCUGGGCGGGAUGGUCAACAGACAGCACAGCCGAGAGGAGAAGUAUGUCACCCUGCAGCCCUACACCAGCCAGAGCAAGGAUGAGAUCGGCUUUGAGAAGGGCGUCACCGUGGAGGUGAUCCAGAAGAACCUGGAGGGCUGGUGGUACAUCAGAUACCUAGGCAAAGAGGGCUGGGCACCAGCAUCCUACCUGAAGAAAGCUAAAGAUGACCUGCCCACUCGGAAGAAGAAUCUGGCAGGCCCAGUGGAGAUCAUUGGCAACAUCAUGGAGAUCAGCAAUCUGCUGAACAAGAAGACAUCUGGGGACAAAGAGGCUCCACCCGAAGGCGAAGGCUCCGAGGCUCCCAUCACCAAGAAGGAAAUCAGCCUACCCAUCCUCUGCAAUGCCUCUAAUGGCAGCGCCCUGGGCAUACCUGAGAGGACUGUGUCCAAGCUGGCCCAGGGCUCCCCAGCUGUGGCAAGGAUCGCCCCACAGAGGGCCCAGAUCAGCUCCCCGAACCUCAGGACGAGACCUCCACCACGCCGAGAAUCCAGCUUGGGGUUCCAGCUGCCGAAGCCACCAGAGCCCCCUUCCGUGGAGGUGGAGUACUACACCAUUGCCGAAUUCCAAUCUUGCAUUUCUGAUGGAAUCAGCUUUCGGGGUGGACAGAAGGCAGAGGUGAUUGACAAGAACUCUGGCGGCUGGUGGUAUGUGCAGAUUGGUGAGAAGGAGGGCUGGGCCCCUGCAUCCUACAUUGAUAAGCGCAAGAAACCCAACCUGAACCGCCGCACCAGCACGCUGACCCGACCCAAGGUGCCGCCGCCCGCACCCCCCAGCAAGCCCAAAGAGGUGGACGAGGGCCCUGCAGGUGCCGGGGAGAGCCAGGCUUCCCCGCUGAAGCUCAGGUAUGAGGAACCCGAGUAUGACAUCCCUGCCUUUGGCUUCGACUCCGAGCCAGAGCUGAGCGAGGAGCCUGCAGAAGACAAGGGCACGGGGGACAGGCGGCCUUCCCAGCCCCGCAGGCCCUCGCCGGCCUCUUCCCUGCAGCGAGCCUGCUUCAAGGUGGGGGGUUCCUCUGAGGAUGUGGCCCUGGAGGAGGAGACCAUCUACGAGAAUGAGGGCUUCCGGCCGUGUGCAGAAGACACUCUGUCAGCCAGAGGCUCCUCGGGGGACAGCGACUCCCCCGGGGGCUCCUCACUGUCCCUUGCCAGGAAAAACUCCCCCAAGUCCGGCUCCGACUCCCCGAAGUCAUCAUCACUUCUGAAACUCAAGGCAGAGAAGAAUGCCCAGGCAGAGCUGGGGAAAAGCCACUCCUCAGCCUCCUCCAUCACCAUCAACACCGCCUGCUCUUCCUCCUCCUCCUCCUCCUCCUCCUCCCUGUCCAAGAACAGUGGUGACCUGAAGCCGCGCUCAGCCUCAGAUGCAAGCACCCGUGGUACCCCCAAGGUGGGGGCCAAGAGAGAUGCUGAGGUGAAGGCCGGGCCCACCCCCUGUGCUCGGACCAAGCCCUCCCUCCGGCCUAAGCCAUUGCUCAACCGGGCCGAGUCCCAGAGCCAAGAGAAGAUGGACAUCAGCACUUUAAGGCGUCAGCUGAGACCCACGGGCCAGCUCCGGGGGGGCCUGAAGGGAUCCAAGAGUGAGGAUUCAGAGCUGCCCCCCCAGACCGCCUCCGAGGGGCCCAGGAGAGGCUCGGCCGAUGUCAUCCCUCUCCCGGCCUCCGUGCCCCCGGGGCCUCCGAAGAAGGAGUGGGAAGGGCAGGCGGCGGCCUACGUGACCUGCAGCGCCUACCAGAAGGUGCAGGACUCGGAGAUCAGCUUCCCGGCGGGCGCCGAGGUCCGGGUGCUGGAGAAGCUGGAGAGCGGGUGGUGGUACGUGAAGUUUGGGGAGCUGGAGGGCUGGGCCCCUUCCCACUACUUGGUGCCCGAUGAGAGCCAGCAGCCCCACCUGCCUGGCAAGGAGGCCGACCCGGCCCAGGGCAAGCCGAGCCCGGGCAAGUCGGACAGCCUGGAGAGCGCGGAGAAGCGGGUGCAGGCGCUGAACACGGUGAACCAGAGCCGGCGGGCCACGCCGCCCAUCCCGUCCAAGCCCCCCGGCGGCUUCGGCAAGGCCUCGGGCAGCGCCGCCGUGAAGAUGAGGAACGGGGUGCGGCAGGUGGCCGUCCGGCCCCAGUCCGUGUUCGUGUCCCCGCCCCCCAAGGACAACAACCUGUCGUGCGCCCUCCGGAGGAACGAGUCGCUGACGGCCGGCGACGGGCGCACGGGCGUGCGCCGCAACUCCUCCUUCAGCACCGCGCGCUCCGCCGCCGCCGAGGCCAGGGGCCGCCUGGCCGAGCGCGCCGCCAGCCAGGGCUCCGACUCCCCGCUCUCCUCGCAGCGCAACUGCAUCCCCGUGUCCCCCGUGCGCCCCAAGCCCAUCGAGAAGUCCCAGUUCAUCCACAACAACCUCAAAGACAUGUACGUCUCCAUCGCAGAUUACGAGGGGGACGAGGAGACGGCGGGCUUCCAGGAGGGGGUGUCCAUGGAGGUGCUGGAGAGGAACCCCAAUGGCUGGUGGUACUGCCAGAUCUUGGACGAAGUGAAGCCCUUCAAAGGCUGGGUGCCCUCCAACUACCUGGAGAAGAAGAACUGACUGGGAGCGCGGGGUCCUCCCAGCCUCCACGUGCCUUGGGGGCGACCACCAAAGAGUGGCACACACACACACACACACACACACACACACACACACACGGGGAAGGACAGCACGGAACCCUGCAGAAGAGGUGCCCUCAAAGAUGCCCCCAGCCGGAAGGGAGGCGAGGAUGGGAGAAAAGGAUAGGUGGGGAGUCCAGGGCCUGGGAUCCGCAUGUACACGGUGGUAAACUUCACUGAUAGACUGCAUGGUCAUCUGAGACAGGCCACCCCGGGAACCCCAAUCAUGCCUUUGGGAAGUCAUGCGGUCGCGGAGGAGGAGGGGUGUACGGCGUUCUGCCCCUACUUGGCUGUUUUGGUGAUUGGCAUCAUGCCAUUGCAGCCAGCCAUUGUUCCUUGUUCACAGAUGUUAGUGAUUGAGCUGGUUUCCAGAGACCACCAUAGCCUUGCAUGGGUGGGCAUGUCAGCCGCCCCGGCACCGAGGCUGGGCAGCGUCUCUGUGAGCUCGGCCCCUCCCACGCCCAGCCGCUUCCAUGUGUGUCAGAGGAAAAGCAAUUCCCUACCACUGCCACUGCCUUGGCCUGAGGCGGGCCUGUCCUCAUCUUCUGCUGGUGAUUCCAGCAGGGCUGGGUGGUCCCUUGGCAUAUUUGGGAACAGGUCCAUUGGUUUGGGGUUAUACAUCAGAUCUUGGUUUGGGGUUUACUUUAGUUUGGGAGACUGAGGUGGUCAGCCUCACAUGGGAAAGGGGUGGGUGGGGGUGGGGGGGUUCUUUUGUAGUCUGUGGAAGGGUAUUUUGUUUGGAUUUGGAUUUCAUGUUCUUGCCCUUCCAUAAACCGAGUCAUUUUGGUUUGGUGUCCACUGUUUGGACCGUGCCCAAGCCCGGUGCUUGCCAAAGGCUUUUGGGGGCUGGGUAUGACCAGGCUCCAGGCUUGGCAAAACAUUUCAACUGUCUGGUUUCUGCCCAGCAUUGAUGAGGCAAAAAAUAGAAAGAAAUAACACCUCCUCCAAAGGGAGGGAAGGUGUGAGCAGCCAGACCUUUAGAGAGAAGGCCACUCCCGGGCUGGGGGUGACCCACCGCUCUGUAUGUUCACCCCCACUGCGCGGGGCUGAAAGAAAGCCUUACAUAGGACCUGCAGAGAGCAGUUACCGCCCCACAGGGCCAGACUGGAGCAGAUACCACCACUGGCCCUUUGGGCCCGCUGGCGAUGCCACAGGUGCCUGGGAAGAUGGAAGGCCCGUGGUGUAGGAGCAGCCUGGGCUUCUCCAGGGGCUGUGCCCCAAUGAAGAGAGAAAUGAAAGCACCACGUCCCCUGCUACCCUCUGCCAGCCUCAGGCUGUGUUGUUCACGGUUGGCAUCUCAGAGGGGACCCUCCGAAAGAAGGCCUUCAGCCUCCUCAAGGACUCAACCUUUGCUGGGAGUGGAUUUCCGCACGUGCCUUUGAUUCCAGACAGAGCAGGCCUCACAGCCAGCCGACCAACCAUGCUGCCAGACCCGCUGGCCCAAGGCGUCUGCCUUCUACCCAGGAGGACAGGCCUCCCCCGUCACAGGCCAGCCGGGACCUAGCGUCUCGGUGCCAUCAGCCUCCCGCCCCCGCCCCUUACCAUACACCAGUGCCUGGCAGCUAUGGUAAACUGCACGUGUUCUUUGUCAAAGGGCCGUGGUGAGAUUGUUUUGGUUUCUUUUCGUUGUUGUUGUUCAUGCAUUUGACUUAGAAAUUGAAAUUAGUUAUUUUCUUCUGCUGGACAAUAUUAAAUAGAGCAGGAUAGUGCGUUAAUCUGCUAGAUUGCAGUACUCAUGAUAGUGUAGUGUCUUCGUAUUAAUAUUAUUUGUACCUAUUUGAACAAUAAUGAUAAAGAAGUGGUUCAUUAUUUUUAAUUAAUGCACUUUAAAUACGGUGGAAUGCAAAGAAACCCAGAGAACCGAGUGCAUUACUUAAAGAUGCAGUAUAUACUUUUCUCAUUUUUAAACAGCACAUAUUUAUUAAAAGAUGAAAAAAGUAAUUUAUGAUUAUUUAAAAUAAAAUUUAAAAGUAGAGUGACUGUCGGGUGAAAGGACCUUCCAGGGGGAGGGCCUUCUCGGCCCCACACCUCAUAUGCCUGUGCUGAGACAGUUCAAUCGCCACAGUUCCAGCGGGCCAGGAGGGAAAGCAGCAUGGCUGCCAAGCAUAGAGCAUCUCAAUUGGACUGGACCACAGUGCUCCCCAGAGCCUGCCUAGCCCGCCCUUCCCCUCCUUCCGUACUGCCUCCUGCGGAUCUCUGCCAGCCAGGUUCUCCUGCUCUCCCCCUCCCCCCCGAAAUAAACCCUGAUUUCUAGGGCUCUGAAGCCAUAGUGUCAUUAAAAGGCAGGAUUGGUAGCGACCUAUGAGGUGAACGCGUCCCGUCCCUCCCUGUUACUUUCACCCAAGUAUGGGAAAUGACUUUCCCUGAAUCACACAGCUAGUGAAUGGCAGAUUUCCCCCCACAUCAAUCCUGUGUUCCUCCCCAGCCCUGCUACAGGUUAUUGUGUGGCCACCAUGUUUACAUUGUGACAUCCAGCCCCAAGGAUGGCUGGGAGUUGCUCAGGCAUCCAGGAAAAGCAGGAGAUGCUGCCACCUGCUGGCAGCAUGUGGAUUUGAGCAGUGAGUUUUUGCACUGCCCCUUGCCCCCCUCCAUCAAUCCCCUGAUUCACAGCACAGCACAAAAACCCUGCAAACCCAAAGAAUAUUAAUACUUGAAGAAGGGUGCAUGCCAGUUCUCAGGCACGGCCUGGGGUGCCAGGCGUGUGCCUCAGGACUCCUAGCCCAGCCCAGGCAAGAGGGCCUUUCCCUAGAGCUACUGAGCUGCUCUGUGACGUUGGAGGGCACCGCCGGCGCAGCAGAGGACGGGAGGCCUGGGCUCUGACUCACCUGGAGGAAAACCAGAUCAGAUUAAAAGGCAAAAAUGAAAUCUCAGCAGCAUCCAAACCUAGUUGUCCAUUCGUUGUGAUUGAAAAUGUGAAAUGAUAUUGUAUUGCUGUAUACUGCAACUUUAAUCCUAAUGAGCCCUUCUGAGGUCAUUAUUGAGGUUUAUAUAAUGCCGGAAGAUGCAUCAUUUGGUGCUUUGUUUUCCUUUCCGUUUAAAGUCCUUUUUCUUUUAUGAUAAGGGUGAAAAAGUCUUCAUCUCCCACCUCACCCUCUGUCAUAGCCGACCUGGCUCCUUGUGUAGGAUAUGGGGUCUGGGCUGGGCAGCCAGAGGGGUGUGCGAAGGAGCACUGCUGUGUGGAGGGCUGCCUCCUCCCUGUGGCUGUGGCCAGGUCCUGUUUGCCAGGACUCUGGCAGAGCCCAUCCACCCCCAGCCUGGCCUCAAAGGUUCCUCUUUGUGUGGGUCUUUCUCUUGAUUCUCCAUUGGACGAAGGCAUUAUAUAGAAUCACUAUAAUCAGUUUCAGAUGUUAGAGCAGCAUAUUUUACUGGCAUUUGUAUCCAUUGCUUUCCUCAGCAAGGCAUGUUACUUUUUUAUCAUC